GUGUUGUUAUUUCCCCCAUAACUCUAUUUAAAAUAAGUUUGGUAGACAAAAUGACUCAAAUGUUCUUCCUAAACUUUACCAGCAGGCUGCUUGUAUUUUUAUUGACGUUUGGAAAACUCAUUAACGUUAAGGGGAACACGGAGGGAGUCACCAGGCCUCCAGAUGGACAGAAGGGGGACGGCAGUGCUUUCUUUGCCCUGCGGAGUUGCCACCAGUUGCUGCACAGUGACAGCAGUGAGUUCUUCUCCCCUGAUUACUUGUGCUCCAACCCUCCUCUGUGGUGCAACUGGACCAUCCAGGUGGAUCCCGGGAAGAGGAUCCAUCUCCGUCUGGAGGACUUGACCCCCGAUGAGACCUGCCAGCUCAAACAGGACCAGAUCCAUGUAGACGAGCCUGCUGGCCACUCGGGGAGUCACAAAGUGCUGCAGAAGUGUUGGCAGGAAGCAAAGUUCACAUCGUCCUCCAACACACUGUAUGUAGUGCUCCUGAUUGGUGGUUGGCCCAGUCCUCCCUACAGGGGCUUCUACGGACGAUACCAGGCAUUUGGACCGCCGGUGGUUUACCAUCCCCAGAAAGACUCCACAGGAAAAAGAAAGGGGACUGAGCCGUCUGCUGGACUCUCGGACCUCAAUGAAUUUGAAUCAGUUACAAACGAGGAUCAAACAGAAUUGGCGAACUCUGAUAUGGCUUACGAUUACUAUAAUCAGCAUUUAACUAUGACUGCCAGGCUGCCCUGGGUGUCCAGUGGUGCAGACAGAGGGACAGAGGGGGGUAAGGCAGCUGAGAACCCACAUCCACCCUCGGGGAACAACAGCCAUGUCUACCAGUAUGCGGCUGCACCCACUGUGCCAACCCCCACCCAAAAGACCUUGCGAUCAGGAAGAGGUGUCGCCUACAGCCAUUCAAGUCAGGCUGACUCGGCUGCUCUUUCCGAGUCCUCGCAGCAGCACCAUGUCGGUGAUGGGUUCAAACACAACAAAACCGCCAAAACACAGGAAGCUGCUAACGCUGAAGAGAAAAGCAGACCAUUUGUGGGGGGUUCAGCAAAAACUGAACGUGAGAACAGACUGGAGGCCGGCCACAGCUCAGACCAGCCACCCCCCUCCUCUGAUGGCACAGAACCACGACACACUGACCAUCGUCACCCCAACAUGGCGGCGCCUCAACCUGACGACAAAGGAAACCGUGAGUUGAAUGCUGGAGCACUUUACAUCCUCUGGCUGCAGAUUGGACAAGGGCCUGGAGGUAUGCAGAUCCACAGGGCCGUCCACUCAGCCAUGCAGGGGCUCCUCGCCACAGGCGUUAACCUCCGAGUCGGUCGCAGGAAUGCUGUCAUUAUGUCUGUGUCCACCGCAGAUGUGAAUGAGUGUGGGACCCAGCUGGUUCUGUGUGACGUUAACGCAGACUGUGUGAACCACUUUGGCACGUACUCCUGCCAUUGCAGGCCAGGCUUUCAUGACCAGUCCCGGUUGGGAUCAGGAGGAACCAUCUGCAUGAAGACUCAGCCUGCAGGCUGCAGCUCAGGCCUGUCCUCGGAGACCAAAGGCGUCUACGUGCUUUUCUUUCUGCUCAGCUCCCUCAUCCUGAUGCUGCUGGUGGUGGCAGGCAUGCUCUACCACCGCCACCACCGGGGGGCAUUUAUGGUCCACUGCCACAGCAGCAGCAGCAUCUCCCCAUCUGACCCGAACAACAACCACCACCUCCAUCCUGAUGAAAACUACUCCACGCCGACAGACUGCGACCUGCCCCCGCCACCUCCACCACCUGCGAGGGGCACAAAAGAGGCUUGGACCCCGGUGAAGGAGCGCUGCUCCCCCAUGGACCUGACACUGCUGCGUUUCAACCCCCUGCUGCCACCAGACAGCUACAUAGAUCCACAGGACAGUGGAAAGAUCUAA
Nematolebias whitei (Rio pearlfish) is the source of this 1898-nucleotide messenger RNA. RefSeq lists its product as uncharacterized. The record is from RefSeq and is a predicted model, not a curated record. The coding region runs from base 51 to 1898 and encodes 615 amino acids. The transcript is spliced from 7 exons. Gene Ontology annotation, molecular function: calcium ion binding. Lineage: Eukaryota; Metazoa; Chordata; Actinopteri; Cyprinodontiformes; Rivulidae.